Molecule: messenger RNA, 324 nt
Organism: Diutina rugosa
Lineage: Eukaryota; Fungi; Ascomycota; Pichiomycetes; Serinales; Debaryomycetaceae
Exons: 1
Coding region: 1-324 (107 amino acids)
Biological process (GO): vesicle-mediated transport; protein transport
Cellular component (GO): intracellular membrane-bounded organelle
Source: RefSeq, a predicted model, not a curated record
AUGUGCAAUGUGUUGGAGUACAAGAAUAUCAAAAUUGUAUACCGCCGAUAUGCUCUGUUGUUUUUUGUCGUUGGUAUUGACACAGAUGACAACGAGUUACUUGCUCUUGAGAUUGUCCACCGAUUCGUUGAGCAAAUGGACCGCAUGUACGGCAACGUUUGUGAGCUUGAUAUCAUCUUUGGUUUUGACAAAGCGUACCACGUACUCGAUGAACUAUUACUAGAUGGGUACAUUCAGGAACUGCUGAAGAAGGAAGUCUUGAGGCGCGUGGCGCAACAGGAUGAGUUGGAGAACAUGGAUGAAUUCACGUCGGUAUUGGCCUAA